GGACGGGAGGGGGAGGGAACAGGGAAGCAACAGAGAGACACGUCCACCCUGAAGAAAACGAACUGAAAAAAGUCUUGAAGACAAACACGGAAAGAGUGCGAAGGCACGAGGAAAAAUGGGACAGGGCCGGAAAGGUUCCUCAGACAAGAAGCAGAGACAGAAGAAUAGAGAUGACAGCCCAGAACCAGAGAAUGGCAAUAAGUGCAGAGUGUGUCGAUUCCCUUUGCUCGUCGCCCUGCUGCAGCUGCUGCUAGGGGUGGCUGUCACAGCCGUGGCCUUCCUCAUGCUGGCCAUCAGCCCCUCACUCAUGGCCCGGGAGACUCCACACUGGGCUGGGAUCAUUCUUUGUUUGGUUUCUGUUGUUGGGUUCUUCCUCUACUGCAUCACCUACCAGCCAGACGAGAGAUCCUCUACACAGUUUAUUGUUAAGCUCCUGUACUUCAUACUGUGCACCACUGGUCUGGUCAUCUCACUGCUGGUUGUGGCGUUUGCUGGACAUCACCACUCUCAGGCCAGCAGCUUCAUCUGCCAGCAGGAAGGAGACGACUGCGUGUGUGUGCUGGAUCAGAGUGACCCGAUAGCCCGCACCUUUGACUACAAGGGGGUUAGCGACUGCGAGACGAUAACUGGCACGCUCAUCUUUUACUUCCUGCUCCAGAUCCUGCUGAACCUUGCCCAGGCUCUGGUCUGUGCCACUGGAGCCUUCAUCAUGUGGAAGGAUCGCUACCAGGUCUUCUUCGCAGGGACACAGAUCAGAUCUCCCUCCACCCAGCAGUGGCAAAAAGUUUAACGUGUUGGGCACUCAGUCAGAGUUCAGUGGAGGUUAUAUUUUUCUCCUGUGUAAUGUAGCGUUAAAGGACUUUUGGGUGUGUGCCUUUGUGUGUUUUCUCUUCCUGUCAAUUACAGGCGGGUGACAAAUUACAGGAAAAACGCACUGUUUGAGAUACUUUUUAACCACGUUCAGGAACUUUCAACUUUUCACCGAGGUACAGGGUAGAUAAGAAAUAAAUAAAUCUGCUGACAUGUGCUACUCCUCUUCAACAGUGUGCUGUUGGAGUGUUGCAGCUGCUUCUGUUCGGCAUCUUAAAAGUAAUAAAAUCAGGAGGUUUCAUACAACCGCUGUACAGUGCUGCUACAAAAAUCCGUCAACAUCGAGCUGAUUCCUUCGUAUUUCCAGGAAACCGGGGAUGCAAUGUGACCUCAGCUGAUUGAAGCUGCAUGAUUCACUGAGUUUCAGUGUUGUUUGCAAUCAGUACUCCCCCAGUGCAGCCAGACGUUAACAGAAGUUGUGAUGGAAAAUAAGAUGAGAUGACAAACAGAAAGGCCAGAUUAAAACACAUGGAAUAUCCGACCAAGCAGAAAGUAUCAACCCAAAAGGUCAGGGUAGUCUUUAGAGAAAACUUCCUCCUUAGCAGGGCUGGGCUCUCCUUUUUGAUUCCUGACUGGAAAAAGUUUCUGCAGGAAAGAUCACAGUUUCCACAUAGCAGAUAAUUUAAUCCUUUCUUAACUCAAUAAUUGAGAUCACUGAUUUAAACAUAGGUUAAAAAGCCUUUAUAAUUAUGAAUUGUAUCAUGUUCACCUGAUCAAUUUGUUCCCUCUUUUUUUCCUAAACGGGGGGAAGCAUUCAUUCUGGAAGAUGUGUCUUUUUUUGUCAGAGCAUUACAUCAGGAUCGGUUUUGUCCUGAGCCGUCAUCAGACUCUCUCAAUGUAAUAUCUUCCUUUAAUUUGUCAUCCUUCUGUAGCUGCAAAUAUUGUGGUGAUUUUAUAAUUAUAGCGUUUUGCGCACAACUUUGUACUCCUAGUUUCCAAGUGUUGCCAAAUUAAGAUUUUAUGCACCCGAAAAGAAAACUUUUUUAUUUUCUAAAAUCUUUUACAUAAGUUUUGCUUUGUUUCGAAAUAGCAGCAAAUGUGUACACAACAUUUGCUGAUGUGUACACAAACUGCAAUCCCAGACACAUCACUGCAAUCAGUAUUUGUUUUGUAGCUCAAAGCACCGGCGUUGUGCAGGAUUUCUUUGGUUUCUCUGUAAAUGGGGUUUACUGAUCAGGACUGGUUGCUUCAGUGUCCCUUUGAUCUGUGCUCAAGUUUUCAUUUGCACAACUAACGCAGGUGGCACCAUGAGCUGUGUUCUCAGUUUAUGAUUUGCAAAGUUACAUAAAGUUUUUGCAUUAUGCUUUAAGGAACAGUUUUCACAGAAUAAAAUGGUUGUGAUCAUGGUAUUAACAAAA
Molecule: messenger RNA, 2228 nt
Organism: Gambusia affinis (western mosquitofish)
Lineage: Eukaryota; Metazoa; Chordata; Actinopteri; Cyprinodontiformes; Poeciliidae
Gene: sspn
Product: sarcospan (Kras oncogene-associated gene)
Exons: 3
Coding region: 116-790 (224 amino acids)
Cellular component (GO): sarcolemma; dystrophin-associated glycoprotein complex
Source: RefSeq, a predicted model, not a curated record